UAAAAACAGGCACCCCGAUGGUGUAAAAAAAGGAUGCGUUAGAACUCGCGAGACGGUUCCCUGAAGGCCGCUGUGUCUUUUUUUGUAUCCUUCUAUUUUUGGCCCAAAAGGCGGCAGUGACACGAGCAACCCAGGUCCAGCUUACUCCACUGACGUCGUCAUACGCGAUAUCGAUCCCAGUACGGUACAGUUACCACGGUCGACCACAAACGCCUCUUUAAACCCCUUUUUAGACACAACGUUCCACCUACAACUCCGAACCGUGACCAGACAGACCAAUACCCGGGAAUGACGAGCAUCAACUCCGCCAUGAAUUACUACCACGGCAGCAACUCACCACCCAGCUCAUCGGGGGCCGCCACGCCUACCACGACCACGUCCGCCAGCUCCUCUGGCUUGUUCGGCGGUGGUCUGUACAACGCCUUUGGCGGCCUGAUGCGCCGCUGGUCUAGCGAACCGGAAGGCGGCGGCAAAAUGGGCUCAGAGGAAGACGACGGUGCAUACAGCAACGGUAAUGGCGUCGAUGGCGUGUAUAGUUCUAGGAGGUUCAGGCCACACCACGCAAAUACAUACCCACGCGUCCCCUCGCCGCUCCGCCCGCCUCCGUUGGAACCGCUGGUGCUCCACGGGUUCCGCAACGACACCCCAGACUCGGCGCGCUUGAUGACCGCCCCCGUCGCAGAGGAGAUUCGCAUCAUGGUCCCCGAGAGGUUACGGAUCGAGGAGGACUGGAAGUUGAUCUAUAGCCUGGACCAGGACGGUGCCAGUCUUGCCACCCUGUACGAGAAAUGUGCGCCCUUCAGGGGCCGCCGGGGCGGAUUCGUGCUUGUAGUACGGGAUGAUGAAGGAGGGACUUUUGGCGCUUAUCUGUCCGAGUCACCACACAUCGCACCUCACUACUUCGGUACAGGCGAGUGUUUCCUGUGGCGUGCUUCCAUGAUGAGCCCCCUACCUCCCCCGCCCUCGGCCGACACCACACACCUGACGGGCCGCGCCACCACUAUCACAUCGUCUUCUGCCGCGACGACGAGGCGAGCACCGCCGGCCCUGAUCCCCAUAUACGACACGGACCUCGAGACCCAAGGUACGAGCACCUACGACAUUCACGCAGACGACGACCGUGACUACACAACAGACGGGCAGAACCAGCCCACCCCGCCCACCAAAUCCUCCUCCCCGAUGCCGCCGCAGCCAUCGUCCCCUUCUAUCCGCUUCAAGGCGUUCCCCUACAGCGGCGUGAAUGAGUACUACGUCUACUGCGAGCCGCACUGGCUCAGCGUGGGCGGCGGCGACGGCAAGUACGGCCUCUGGCUCGACGACUCGCUCGAGAAGGGUGUCAGCGCCACGUGCCUCACCUUUGGCAACGAGCCGCUCAGCGACGAAGGCGAGAAGUUUGGCGUCCUCGGCGUGGAGCUGUGGGCCAUCGGCGCCAAGGACUAACACAUGUCGGCUGUUUUAAUUUUUUUGCUUCUUUACCGUUCGAACAAAAAAGUUGCCACGCCCGUUUUCGAUCCGUUCAUACCCCGGUUCAACAAAAUCAUGACGUACACCCAAGGCCUAAUAGUAUAUAGGUGCUUUACAGGGUCCGAUGAUCACCUCAUGAUCUGUUCAGCCAGAGCCUUUUUAUGACGGGUGUCUGAUGAUGGAAGAGCGGCUCUUUGUGACCUAGCUAGGUCCGUCUCAUAUGAGUUGUGUAGGAAGGGGGUCGAAAAGAGACGGAAAAAAGCGACAAAAGACGGAAAACGGACGACAUAAUUAUGAUACCCAUCUUUACUUCCCUGAUUAUUCCUUUAGCAGUCAUUAUCAACAUGCUUUGCUAGCUAAUGUCACAAUCAUUUCUC
Pyricularia grisea is the source of this 1841-nucleotide messenger RNA. RefSeq lists its product as uncharacterized. The transcript has 2 exons. Bases 289 to 1440 code for a protein of 383 amino acids. The record is from RefSeq and is a predicted model, not a curated record. Lineage: Eukaryota; Fungi; Ascomycota; Sordariomycetes; Magnaporthales; Pyriculariaceae. Gene Ontology annotation, biological process: response to oxidative stress. Gene Ontology annotation, cellular component: nucleus.